AUGCUUCGUAAUUUCAAAGCGUUCGCUCAUAAGUUCAUUAUGCUAGCUAGCACGGGGGCUAUUCUUUCUUCGGGCCUUCCUCGUCAAGAAAGACCCGACGAUACACAGAAGAAAAUCGAGACUGCCUGUGUGCAACGAUCCGCGGGUAUCUCGAACGAACGACAAGCCAUCAAGAUGCCGAGCCAAAAGUCCUUCCGCACCAAGCAAAAGCUUGCCAAAGCCCAGAAGCAGAACCGUCCUAUCCCUCAAUGGAUUCGUCUCAGGACUGGUAACACCAUCAGAUACAACGCCAAGCGACGACACUGGCGCAAGACCCGUCUCGGUAUCUAA
Talaromyces stipitatus ATCC 10500 is the source of this 330-nucleotide messenger RNA. RefSeq names its product ribosomal protein L39e, putative. Gene Ontology annotation, cellular component: ribosome; cytosolic large ribosomal subunit. Gene Ontology annotation, biological process: translation. The record is from RefSeq and is a predicted model, not a curated record. The coding region runs from base 1 to 330 and encodes 109 amino acids. The transcript is spliced from 5 exons. Gene Ontology annotation, molecular function: structural constituent of ribosome. NCBI's taxonomy places the organism in Eukaryota, Fungi, Ascomycota, Eurotiomycetes, Eurotiales, Trichocomaceae.